Messenger RNA from Wasmannia auropunctata (little fire ant), 2061 nucleotides. RefSeq lists its product as uncharacterized. The transcript has a single exon. The record is from RefSeq and is a predicted model, not a curated record. Gene Ontology annotation, molecular function: nucleic acid binding. The coding region runs from base 1 to 2061 and encodes 686 amino acids. Gene Ontology annotation, biological process: DNA integration. Lineage: Eukaryota; Metazoa; Arthropoda; Insecta; Hymenoptera; Formicidae.
AUGAGCGACCGCGAUAAAUGCAAGACAGCAUUUUCGACACCGUAUGGACAUUACGAGUUCAAUCGAAUGCCGUUCGGGCUAAAGAACGCACCGGCGACAUUUCAACGGGCAAUGAACUCAAUCCUCGCAGGCAUUCAAGGUAUCAGAUGUCUUGUCUAUUUGGACGAUAUAGUUAUAUAUGGUCCCAGUUUGCAGGAACAUAACCGCCGAUUAAUAGAAGUACUAAAUCGACUACGCGAACAUAAUUUAAAAUUGCAGUCUAAUAAAUGUGAAUUUCUGCGCAAGGAAGUUACAUAUUUGGGACAUAUAAUAACGGAAGACGGAAUAAAACCUGAUCCCGAAAAACUUCGAGCCGUAAGAGAAUUCCCGGUACCCAAAAAGGUUAAAGACAUACAAUCAUUCCUAGGGUUAGCCGGGUAUUACCGCAAAUUCAUAGAAAAUUUUUCAAAAAUAGCAAAACCACUUACAAAGUUAACGCGAAAAAAUGAGCAUUUUUGCUGGACCGAGGAACAACAACGCGCAUUCGAUAUCUUAAAGGAAAAACUAAUUACGGCACCGGUUCUGAGUUACCCGGAGUUCUCGCAGCAGUUCACGGUCAUUACCGAUGCGUCGGAUUACGCCAUCGGAGCCGUGCUAUCACAGGGAACCUUGGGGCAAGACCGGCCAAUUGCAUACGCUAGCAGAAUUCUGAACAAGGCCGAACAAAAUUAUAACACGACCGAGAAAGAAUUGCUGGCAAUAGUAUGGGCCGUAAAAUAUUUUCGCCCAUACGUAUACGGUACUAAAUUUAAAAUAGUAACCGAUCACAAACCAUUAAUUUGGUUAUUUAGCGUAAAUGACCCGGGAUCGCGACUGAUAAGGUGGAGACUCAAGUUAGAAGAAUAUGAUUACGAGAUCAUCCAUCGCGCAGGUAAGGGGAAUACAAAUGCCGAUGCACUCAGCCGAAAUCCGAUCCCGGACGACAACGCUAUAAUUAGUAACGUGAAUUGCGAAAAGUACGAGUAUAGUGAAGAUGAAAAGAGACAGAUACUACACGAAUAUCAUGACGCUCCGCUGGGGGGACACCAAGGGGUGACUCGCUCAUUAAACCGCAUCAGGUUAACACACGAAUGGCCUGGGAUAACCAGAGACGUAGAGAAUUACAUCUCGAAAUGCGAGUUCUGCCAGAAAAAUAAACUGAGCAGAAGAACUAAAAUGCCAUUGGUCGUCACGGAUACGGCGACCAAGCCAUUUGAAAAAUGUGCACUGGAUAUAGUAGGGCCGCUUACUAUCACAGAGAAUGGCAACAAAUACCUGCUCACGUUUCAGGACGAUCUCACGAAAUUUAGCAAAGCCGUCCCGAUCGCGAAUCAGGAGGCUGCCACGGUAGCCAAAAAAUUCGUCACCAACAUAAUAUGCGAAUAUGGCACACCGGAAACAGUGCUGACAGACCAGGGAACAAACUUCCUGAGCGAAAUUUUUAAAAACGUCUGUAAACUAUUAAAGAUCAAAAAGAUCCAGACAACGGCCUAUCAUCCAGAGAGUAACGGCGCGUUGGAGAGAUCACACCGAACGUUAGCAGAAUAUCUCCGUCAUUACAUCGACGAAGAUCAAACAAAUUGGGACGAGUGGAUACCGUAUGCAAUGUUUACUUAUAAUACAACGCCACAUACCGCCACUUCAUUUACCCCGUUCGAACUAGUCUACGGGCACCAAGCGACGCUACCUACAGCCCUGACGCUACCACCGAAGCCUCGGUAUUCGUACGACGAUUACGCGCACGAGCUUAGAGAGCGAUUACGGGCGACGCAUCAAGUCGCAAAACAAUGUUCGGAACAGGCAAAAAUUAAAGCGAAAGACUAUGCCGACAAAACAGUUAAACUUCGCACGUUUAACGUAGGAGACUUAGUACUAUUACAUGACGAGACGCUACGACGAGGACGCUCGAAAAAAUUAGAAGCCCCCUGGGUGGGCCCGUAUCGUGUGGUAGAAAAAAUCUCCGACAUCAACUAUAGAAUUCAAGUUAAACGCAAGAUAAUUCUUGUUCACGCAAAUAGAUUAAAAUUAUUUAUAGAAAAUUAA